ACACGAACAUGGAUCCUUUUCAGAAAGUCCCUUUUUAUGUGCUACUACAGAUUGUCAAGUCUGUCCAAGAUUUACCCUCGCUUUUACACCUUCUCCAUGCAUCCCCGGUAGUCGCCUCCCUAUUCCAUGACUGUGCACUGGAAAUAUUUGAUGCCGUUGUCGAAAAGAGCAUCCCGUCAAGUAUUCAAGGUCUUCUGUACACAGUCGCCUAUGUUCGAGCAGGGAAGACCGCGUCUCAUGGCUUAUACGAUUUUAUAAGCAAAAUUGGGAGUUAUUGUGUGCAUGACCGAAAUCAAAUCCCCACAUCUAAUGCGAAGCAACAUCCGCCAUCGAACAUUUUUCGACAAAUGCUGAUGCUGUCCUGUCAUAUCCAGCACCUUGGCUAUCAGUGUAUUCACGAUAUGCUCCAGCAAUGCUUAACGUUGAAGCCAUCGCACCUGGUCGACGAAAACAGCCCAAAAGAUCCUACGGGUCAGGAAUGCUACUUUCAUCCUCGACCGCCACACCCACUUAUGCAACCAUACCAGGUUCACGAUUCAGGCCCUCCGUCCUGGGUGGAGGUACAGCGUGUCUACCGCGCAUUGUGGCGCCUACAGCUCUUCCUUGACGUCCAAAAAGCUGCCAGCGGAGAUACUAAGCUUAACUGGCCCCCGGACCAUGUGCAAAAGAUCCUGAAUAUGGUCCCUGAAAUAUUCUGGGGUCCCAUGGAGCACAGUUUACUGGAAGAACUGAAGACAGUCAAAGGCUGUGUCGAACGACUUUACCCAAACUGGUUCAAGACGCAGUUACCGAUCUACCGAGGGAAUAUCUGUUACAACUGGCCAACAUUAAGCCUUGAUAAUCUCGUACCGCAAUAUUCGCGUCUGACGCCAGCUGCAUAUCUAAACUACCGAUCGCGCGGAUUUUCCUUUAUUGAGGAGUUGUCAAGAACCUCGGUUCUGCCUUACGUCGGAUUUUCACCAUUUCGACGCUACGGCCUUGUUAUCUGGGACCGAAAGAGACUGAUGGCGUUAGAAUUGGACCGGGCUAUAUAUAAUAACGUCCAAGAUUAUUCCGGCAUUCACACAUCAAUCACCAACUUAUAUUAUACAUGGUGGAGUAUCAUGACGGACGAAGGGUUCCAUUUCUGGGAAGAGAAAGUGCAGAUGAUCCGGGAUAGAAAUCUGCCAUACUACAUAUUUGCUGAGAUAUGAGAUACAUGUAGCAAUUCAUAGAGAUUAGUAUAUCCUUCUUCAGUGAUUAUCAUCACAGGAAUGGAUACCUUUGCUCGGC
Aspergillus glaucus CBS 516.65 is the source of this 1272-nucleotide messenger RNA. RefSeq lists its product as uncharacterized. NCBI's taxonomy places the organism in Eukaryota, Fungi, Ascomycota, Eurotiomycetes, Eurotiales, Aspergillaceae. Bases 9 to 1193 code for a protein of 394 amino acids. The transcript has a single exon. The record is from RefSeq and is a predicted model, not a curated record.